This is a messenger RNA of Penicillium daleae, 2106 nucleotides long. RefSeq names its product SET domain-containing protein. The coding region runs from base 1 to 2106 and encodes 701 amino acids. The record is from RefSeq and is a predicted model, not a curated record. The transcript has a single exon. Lineage: Eukaryota; Fungi; Ascomycota; Eurotiomycetes; Eurotiales; Aspergillaceae. Gene Ontology annotation, molecular function: protein binding; histone H4K20 methyltransferase activity. Gene Ontology annotation, cellular component: nucleus.
AUGCCGCCCAAGAAAGCGCGCUCAAGCUCUCCCGCGACCGAGCGCCGUGAGCGUCUGACCUUAGCCAAACUGGCCAGCUAUGACGACGUCGCAACCGAUGCGCUGGUCGAUCACGUACGACUCCUGCUCACAUUUGGAAUCAUGGCACAGAAUACUGACUCCUUCUAUCCACAGGCUUACUUCUGGACCACUACACGCAAGAAUCGCAACAAGUACAGCCCUGCCCGCGGCGUCCACGACGACGAGGUCGGCUACAUCCUCCUCCACGAUGUUGUCGUCGCAAAGGAUAUCCCGACUGCGGAGCGUAAACUGCUUGAACUUCCUGGUCUCCGCAAAUACCUGGCCAACCUCCCCAGUCCUCGAGAGCAGGACUGGUUCCGCCGCCAUCUCCGCAAGUACAUUCAAAUGUACCACCCGGACUGCCCAUUUGAAGUGACGACCACCAAUCGUUACAUUAUCACCCAACACGAGGCUGCUAUCUGUGCCCGCAAGUUCAUCAAGGCUGGUCAAGAGAUCAAAUAUCUGGCCGGUACCCUCGUCGCCAUGACUAAAGAAGAGGAAAUGGACUUGGGUCUGACCCGCAAGGAUUUCAGCGUGGUCAUGUCUAGCCGCCGCAAGACCCCCUCUUUUUUCCUGGGGCCCGCUCGCUUUGCGAACCACGACUGCGAUGCCAACGGCCGUCUGGUCACUCGUGGGACCGAGGGCAUGUCGGUCAUGGCCACUCGUGACAUCCACGAAGGAGAAGAAAUCACAGUCUCCUACGGCGAGGAUUACUUUGGCAUUGACAACUGCGAGUGUCUGUGCAUGACCUGUGAACACGGGGUUCGCAACGGCUGGUCUCCCCCGGUGGACUCGGAUGAGAACGACAAGGAGUCUUCACCCGCUGGAAGUGACGAGACCGGUCUCAUGGAUCACGAGUCGGGAAGCAAGAAGCGCCGACGCGACUCUGACCCGGACAUGGAGGAUCCAUCCUCAGUCUGCUCCACUCCCAAGAAACGAGCCAAGUUUGCUCGCCAGACAUCCAAGCUGCGCGAGGAGAUCUGCAUGUCUGAUCUCCCCACUGAAUCAACUGCCACCCCAGAGCCUGAUAACCCUCCCACCCCCGAAUCCGACCUCGAGACUCCCGUCAUCUCUAUCUCCACUGGUGAGCGACAGGUCUCCAAACUGCGACAGGAGAUCAUUAUGACUGAAGAUGUCAAAUCUCCACCUGAGACACUACUCCCAUCUACUCAGGAAUCCGACCACUCUAAACUAGCCGAAACCGGUUUCGCUGUCAUCGACACCGACGCAGUUACCCUCAUCGAUCCUACCACAAUCACUAACCCCCCGACCAAUGGCCCGGCUGACUGCCACUCACCAAGCUCCACUGACGAGUCUCAUCGAUCUUCGGCCUCGAGUCUCCCAACUUCGGUGGAUGACGGAAUGAAACUGAAGACCGAAGAGCUCGCAGAAUCGAGCCACCUCGACCCUUCCCCAGGACUGGAAGAGGGUCAUCCCAAUAUCCCCAUCACAGGUCAGCCAGAAGCAGCCAUUCCCCUCCCUCGGAGUCCCACCCCCAGUGAACUCUCAGACUUAUCAGACUCCUUUGAACUAGACGAGACCCUGCAAACCGUUCUCAAGAAGCAACGGAAGCCACGCCGCAAGCGCAACUGGGCGAUCGUUGCCUCAGUUGAGACAGAAGUAACUGUCACCCGCUCCCCUGGUGAUUACACCAAGACCUCACGACUACUCGCCCAAAAGUACGAUCGUUGGGUCGACUGCCAAACCUGUGAAGCCUGGUUUGUGCAGUCAAACUCUUACCAGACACGCCGUGAGUGUCCACGGUGCGAGCGGCACUCGAAAAUCUACGGCUUCCAGUGGCCCAAGACCGACAAGGGCGCUGACCGGGAGGAGCGGGUGAUGGACCACCGCACCAUCCAUCGCUUCUUGUCUCCCGAUUCGGAGGCGCGUGUCUCUCGCCGAGACCGCGGUGUCAGUUUCGGCGUCACCCCUACCCCGGAGCUCUCGGAUACCCGCACUGAGACGCCGACGAGUGAUGCCAAUGAGCCUCGUCGCAACACUCGUUCAAGUCGGCCGCGGAACCGGGAGCUCCGGAUGACGAUGUAA